Molecule: messenger RNA, 1419 nt
Organism: Saprolegnia parasitica CBS 223.65
Lineage: Eukaryota; Oomycota; Saprolegniomycetes; Saprolegniales; Saprolegniaceae
Exons: 6
Coding region: 1-1419 (472 amino acids)
Source: RefSeq, a predicted model, not a curated record
AUGGCGGUCGCAUCGACGUACUCGGGCUGGGUCAACGAGCUCGAGGCCUUCAAGCCUACGACGAGCGACGAAGACGACGACGACGACGACGAGGCUCGGGUCGAAGCGAUCGCGGCCGAGUACGCACGCCCCCGGCGGGGGCACUCGUCGCAGCUGGACGAGAUCAAGCAAGAAAUGAAGCUUCUCAAUUGGCACAAGCUCGCCAACGAAGCCGCGCUCAAGGCUGCGCUCAUCAAGACCAAAAAACUCAAGCGCGAAGACUUGCGCGUGGCGGCAAUCGUCGACGCCGACGAGCGACACGAGCGGCGGCAGCAGAUCGAAGAAGAGGAAAACAUGAAGCCGCUCGAGGUCACGGCCGAGUUUAUCCGACAGUACGAAGCCGACGAGCGCCGGGAAGAAAUGCGCCUCGAAAACAAGGUGGCGCGCCACAUCAACUGCUUGCGGAAACUCAAGGGCAUGCUCGCCGAGCGAGAAGAGCUCCGUGCGCGCCACUUGCGCUACCGCGACGGCCGCGCGGCCCUCGAGCGCAAGCUUGCUGGCGGUGGAAACCAAGAAGAAGACCAGCUACGGGACCUCAGCCGCGGCCGAAUAACGCCGCGGGCCCUCGCACUCAGCGGGUCCGACGACGUGUCUUCCAAGGCGCUCUCGAGUCUCGACAAGCUCGUCGAGCUCGAGCGACGCAUCGCUUGCCUUGAGCACGACGACGACGACCGGCCGUCAUCCGCCAUAUCCGUGUUGCCAUCCUCCAAGCCGGCGCUCAAAUUUGCCAAGACGUCGACGGGGCGUCCGACGGCGUACACUGUUCCGUCCAAAGCCAAGACGACGAAGAAGAAGCCACAGACGUUCUUGACGGCGAAGAAGAAGGCGGCCGCGACGACGCGCAAGGUCAACCAUGUGAAAGCCAACAUGCGCGCGACGCCCAAAGCGAUGCCCAAAACCAAAAACCCUCACAUGGAACAAUUUCUGCACCUGAAAAAGUCGUUCGAGUCGAAGAAAGCAGCGCUGGCAAAGCCGACGCCACCGCCGGUCGUCAAGCGGCUGCCGCGCAAGAAGACGUCGUCGGUGGCACCCGUGUCGGCGCACCGACCGACACCGCCGGCCAACGAUCGCCUCUUGCCGCUCAUUCACACCCGAACAACUACCGUGUCCAAGCCGCGACCCAAGCCGUCGGUGACCGAGUUGCCGAAGCUCCAGCCCGGGAAUGGUCUACAGUUCGAGCUCGGCAUUCAAGGUUUGCCUUUUGCUUGCAACAACAACAACUACACGAUGCCAACGACGACGACGACGAUGCUGAUGGACACGUGCGCCUGCCCCGACUGUCACUGCGACCCGUGUCUCUGCCGCGUGCUCGCCCACACGUGCGGCUGCCCGGUCUGCCGCUGCAACCCGUGCCUGUGCCCGGACCACGUGGAUGGCUGA